This is a messenger RNA of Diabrotica virgifera virgifera (western corn rootworm), 698 nucleotides long. RefSeq names its product protein O-mannosyl-transferase TMTC3-like. The record is from RefSeq and is a predicted model, not a curated record. The transcript is spliced from 3 exons. Lineage: Eukaryota; Metazoa; Arthropoda; Insecta; Coleoptera; Chrysomelidae. Bases 343 to 657 code for a protein of 104 amino acids. Gene Ontology annotation, molecular function: mannosyltransferase activity. Gene Ontology annotation, biological process: protein O-linked glycosylation via mannose.
CAAUCACUCUUCUUCUAUCCAGGCUAGACGCAUCAUUCAAUAGAUACGAACGAAGGAGGCUUCUAUGCAUCUGAUUCCAGACAGACCGUUUCCUGUCGGCAUCUAAAUCAAGCCGGUCGCUGAAAAUCUGGCUCUAACUUCCGAUCCCAUUCUUGGUCGCUGAUGAAACUUUACUGCGAGGGGAAAAAUCCUGCGUUUAUUAAAAAAGCGGCGGUGAUGUUCGCGCGAGUUGUGGCCAAAGUGUCCGUGCACGACCGACGGGAAUAAACUCUUAUUAUUCAGAGGGGUUAUUUUCGCCAGGAAACAAGAUAUCUAUACGUCUCUGAUUCUCGAGAAGCUAAAAUGAAACGAAAGCCGACCGCCGGUGGCCAAGAAACCGAGAAAAAAGACUCUAGCUCGUGGCCCUUGUAUAGCUUAGUUAGCACCGUCGCCGCGGCGUGUUAUUUCAACGGUCUAAACGGCGACUUCGUACAUGACGACAUCCCUGCAGUGACACUUAAUAAAGACGUUCUGGCUAUCAACUCACUCAUACACGUUUUCAAGAACGAUUUCUGGGGCACGCCCAUGUCUGAUUUGUACAGUCACAAAUCCUACAGACCUUUCACGAUUCUUACGUUCAGGCGUCUACCCAGGAGAGGACUUCGCUGCGACGAAUAGAAUGAAAUAUAAUUUUUUAUUUAUUUUGUAAAUAAUUAUAC